Messenger RNA from Pygocentrus nattereri (red-bellied piranha), 8601 nucleotides. RefSeq names its product cell adhesion molecule 4 (gene cadm4). Gene Ontology annotation, cellular component: cell-cell contact zone. Gene Ontology annotation, molecular function: vascular endothelial growth factor receptor 2 binding. The record is from RefSeq and is a predicted model, not a curated record. The transcript is spliced from 8 exons. Lineage: Eukaryota; Metazoa; Chordata; Actinopteri; Characiformes; Serrasalmidae. The coding region runs from base 2569 to 3753 and encodes 394 amino acids. Gene Ontology annotation, biological process: regulation of Rac protein signal transduction; negative regulation of peptidyl-tyrosine phosphorylation; regulation of wound healing.
CCCACCCAAGGCUCAAGUUUGGGAUUACUGAAGGGACAGCGGCUGGACAGAGCGGAUGAAGAAAAAGUAGGACAGCCUGAUUUGAGAUGUCUUGGAGAGGAGGACGGAAAAUGGUUGAGAAAGAAAAGAAACAAGGAGGCAGUGGAGUAACUCAGCAGUGACUGAACCUUACUGACCACAGAGGAGCCCAGUGGUUUGGAGAGUUGAUUGGAAGCACGGUUGCCGUAGUUACCUGAGGGACACUCUUGCGCUGGGUGCUGUAUAUUGUAUUCAUUUGCAGCAGGGUUUGCUGACUAGAGCCCUGGCUGGCUCACCAUUUAUUUACCAGAGGCCCUGGCUGGCUUGUUUUAUUACCAUCUGUUGAUGACACAGCCACCGUCUUCCAUCAGAUAGCAACGUGCUACGCAGUUCACCUACACUCACGCCGUCCUUUCCAACACUGUGGAUAUUAGCCCUGCCAGUCAGAGCCGCGUCGCACCUCAGGACUGCCACCGUGCCACUGUGUGUGUGCGGGAGCGUGAAAGUGUGUGUGUUGGAGCUGUGCGCAGUAGAGCGAGGCGCUUUGCUAGACUGGGCUCAGCACCGUGUGAUGAGACAUAUCGCACCCACUGAUGGGUAGGAGCGAGGUUGGCGGUGUUACACAUUCGGCCUAAAAUUCGGUCUCAGUUUGGCACUUGUCAGAGCAGUGGCUUUUAAUAUUUGAUGUGUGUUUGAUGUAGCGUGGCGGGAUCUGUAGCUACUGGACUGAUUUCAUUCGCUUGAACUGCUACUGGUUUGAACAUGAUAGCACAUAUACUAGCUACAAUAGCAAGACUAAUUAGUAUUUAUGAAGGACACAACUUGUAUCACUUUGAAGAAAAAAAUGCUUUUAUACUGUUAGCUCUGAAGAACUAGCACUUUCUUCCCAAGAAGGCUCAUCUAGGUGUUUUUUUUUUCUUCCUCACAGAGCUGGAGGCUUAUCUUUUCUUCAGAUGAAGUUGCAUGGAGCUGGUUCGCUCUACCGCAAACCCGUAUUGAUCUAAUGUAGAUUUGAUGUAGCAUUGUUGCCCGUUUCAGUGUUGUGGAGGUGUGAGGAUUAGCCAGAAGGCACAAAAGUCAGAGCUGAAGGCCAAGUCUUGUGGUAGAUGCCACCACCCAAAAAGGUAUCUUGUAGAGGUAUCAUACUGGUAGGUAGCACUUAGCCAAGUAGCUAACUAGCGUGUCCACUAUAGCAGUAAAACCGCCAAGAAUAAUAAUAUAAUAGUGUUAUAUUCUGCAUUACAAAAGCAACAAUAACACAUUAGCAGCUUCAUUUUGUGUUGAAGAACUGUCAGACUGUUGGAUAGCAGCAACUUUGCAUGGUAAUGAAACUGCUAGCCGUGCCACUCUCCUGAACAAACUGUUGUGUAUAACAGCAGGAUUAACCUCGCUAAAAAAGCAGCUAACAUCCAGAAAAAAGCUGAAAGCUCGCCAAAAAAGCAUCGUGUGCUGAAGAGUUUUUAUGGUUUGCUAGCGUGACGGCUGUAGUCGCUGUUUUGACAAACGUUUAACGGCAACAUUAAUAACCUUACAAAAGGUCUAAAGUGUUCUUGUCAGGAACAAAAAUAAAUCUGCUAGCUAUAGCACACAGAAAUAAUCAGGGCUUGAUGAAUGUGUGUUAUAGCAGCAUUUACAGCCUCAAAACAGCAGAACAAGCAGCUCCAUAAAGAGGCAUCUUGUGGUAAAAAGGGUGGACUGGAGAAAAGUGCCUAGCCGAGUUUGCUAGCUAGCAUCACAGUUGUGGUCACACAUUAUUCAGCAGUGCUUUCUUGAACGAUCUGUUGGGUUUUAACAACUGUCAAAAAGCCUCAUAGAAAAGAAAUGCUCCCUGAGAAGAAAUCUUGUCUAGAAGGGCUUUCUGGUGGAAAGUGGCUAGCAAAAUUCGCUUGCUAGCGUGACAGCUGUAGCAGCACAAUAGCCUUUUCAGCAGGUCUCUCUUGACCAAAUUGUUAGCUUUAAAAGCCUAAAAAAGAAAAAGAAAAAAGAAAUAACAGCACCAAAAAAGACAUCUUUUUCAGAAAAAUAGAACAGUAAAUUCGGUUGUUAGCCACAGUGCUGGUGGCUACAGCUGCGCAGUAUUAGCAGAACCCUCAUGACCAGUUAUAGCAACCGCUGUUCCCUCAUGUGUGCUGUUCAUUAUCAAAGUGCAAAACAAAUUAACACAGUCUUUGCAUGUUAAUAGUAGUCCCGGUUAAUAGCAUAAGUAAGUGUGGAAAUUAUGCAGCAUUAAGAGGGUUUUUUGUCCUUAUACAUGAAGGUUGGAGUACUUUAAUUUGUGGAGAUCAGCCAUGGGUUAUGAAAGAGUGCGUUAGCGCGACGAUGAGUGUUUGAAUGGUUGGGUACUGCUGGUGAAGUGUUAUAAUUAGCUGCACACUCGCUCUCCUCUGCUGUGUUAGCAUAGUGCUGUUUAGUGGAUAUAAUUUAGCUGAGGCUCAGCUGUGUGACAGCAAAGUCUGUGUGUGUGAGAGUGGAAUGAAUGUGUGUGUGAGAGAAGUGUGCUGGCCCCGGCUACAGAAGAGUCAUUGAUCAGCUUCUGAGACUCAAUACACAAUGAGACCAGGCCAGCGAUCUCUCCGUUUCACUCGUUCUCUCAGUGCCCUCGUUUUGCAGUCCACCAUUCUUCUCUCCCUCUGCUCGUGGGGACAGGCGGUGCAGGCGGAGAACGUGACUGUUUUGGAGGGUGGGACGGCACAGAUCUCCUGUCGCCUCCAGAACUAUGACGGCUCCAUAGUGGUCAUCCAGAACCCGCGCAGGCAAACGCUUUUCUUCAAUGGGACACGAGCGCUGAAAGACGAUCGUUUUCAGAUGGUUCUCUUCACGCCGCGUCUGGUGCGCAUCACCCUGAGCAACGUGAGUGUGUCGGACGAGGGUGGCUACUUCUGCCAGCUAUACACCGAUGACACGCACCACCAGGUGGCCACACUGUCGGUGGUGGUGCCCCCGGAGGUGCCCUCAGUGGAGGUGAAGACGGAGGCGGUGGAGGGCGGAGAGGUUGAGCUCACCUGCUUGUCCCCCCGCAGCAAACCCCCCGCCACACUGCGCUGGGUCAGAGACCGCCGAGAAAUACCCGGUGUGGUGUCCCAGCAGGAGAACGGGAAGACGGUGAGCGUGUCCAACACCAUCCGUCUGCCUGUGGAGAGGAAGGAUAACGGUGCCGCCCUGAGCUGCGAGGCAUCCCACCCAGCACUGGUGGGCCAGAAGAGGGUGCGCCACUACCGCUUGGACGUACACUUCGCCCCCACUGUGAGGAUCAUCCCUCCCCAGGGAAUUCUCAGAGAGGGAGACUCACUCAGCCUUACCUGCUCUGUCACUGGAAAUCCACUGCCACGUAACAUCCAGUGGUCACGAGUGAACGACACUCUACCAGAGAGGGCAGAGAUCUCUGGCAACACCCUUGUCAUGUCUCGUCUCAGCCAGUCCCAUAAUGGCACUUACCUGUGUCAGGCGCAUAACAAUUACGGCCGUGCUGCUGACCACUACAUGCUGCUGGUGUACGACCCCGGGGCGGUGGUGGAGACCCACAGUGCAGUACCAUAUGCAGUCAUAGGGGGCGUUCUGGCUCUGCUGGUUUUCACCAUCAUCUGCGUGCUCAUCGUUACCAUCUGGUGUUCCGUCCGACAGAAAGGCUCGUAUCUGACGCAUGAAGCAAGUGGUCUGGAUGAGCACGGUGAGGUGCAGGAAGCAUUUCUCAAUGGGAAUGACACAAGUCAGGGCAAGAAGGAGUAUCUACUGUAACGGCCUGCAGUGGACGACCACAGAGCGGACACCACAGCCAAUCACACACACACACAAACACACACAUACACACACACACACACACACACACACACACAAACACACACAGCCCUUUUCCUAUCCACCAGAUCUGUGCCAUAUGAGGGCUGAGAGAGAGAGACAGUGAGAGUGAGAGAGAGAGAUAGUCUGGAGAGGACACUAAAUAACAGGUCACUAUUACGGAAAAACAUAUUUGUCUUGUUUUUAUGAAAUAAGAAAGUUUAAUGUGGUAUAUAAACAUUGUUAAGGUUUUAAAAUGUCUUGUUCGCUUGCCAGUCCAUACAUGUGAACUACGCUGCAAACAGCCUGUUUCGAAUUCAUCAUGGUGUGUCACAUCCAUGAACACAUUUACAUAUAAUCUUCCGUUCAGCCUACAGCAGUUUAGCUGCCCAUUCAUGUUGAAGUCUCAAAGAGUGUUGUUCCUGCAGACAGUCUGUACCAGAGUUGUUGGAGUGGAAGAUAUAAACAAUUAAAUGCUGUGCUGUUCCUGGCUGUCAAGAAGGCGAAUGAAUCAGUGCAGGUUUCCAAAUGAUCCACACAUUUGAAAGAAGCGACUUAAGUUUAUUUUUUCCAUGGUCCUUAGGCUGGCUAUACGCAGGGAAACUUUUAUGCAACUUUUAUUUUUUUUUGUGGGUUUCCUACGAAAUAAUCUCAGUGCAAAUUGACAGUUACACAGAGCAGUAAUAAAAAAAAGCUGCAUGCAAUACAUUCCAUUACUCUACUGGUUAGCCAAAUUAGCAGCUUAUAUUUUUCAUAUACCAUAGAAUUUUACUAUAAAGUCAUCCGUGAGGUCUUAUUGGCAUAUUUGGAGCAUCUUUGUUUUAUACAUCUCUAUAUCAGUCUUUUAUAUGUCAUUCAAGGGUUAUUUGCAAUUUAUUUAAGUUUUUAUCUGUUCAGAAUAUGCUAUUUUAGCAUUAGUGUUAGCUGGCUAGUUAAGCCAGCUGUUUACAGAAACAUUAGCUUUAAGGAUCCAAUUUGUUGUCAUGACACAGGAAGCUGAUAAAAUGAAAAGUCAGGGAGGGAGUCUCUUUUUCAAUUGACUAAUUUUCUGUUGUCCGUUUGUUGUCCACAGAUUGGUGAAAGCAGUUGUUCGGAAUUAUAUUGUGUGACAUGAUCAUGUGAUGAUCAUGAUCACAAAUGUGUAGUUGCCAUUUUGGAUUGGCUGAAGUUGAGAAAUAUGUAACUGUUUAGGCUGAGUUUCAAGUGAGUUGCAGGACACUUUGUUAUGCAACUCAAAUGCAAUUUAGUUCCAUAUUUCAAGCAACUACAGUUUCACCAUGUAAAGCCAGCCUUAGGAUUACAGUCCUAAUUUCCACAUCUCACCACAAAACAGGGCGGCCAAUAAGAACAGAGAUCAUUUACAUACAUAAAUCUUAAAGACCCAGCAUUAAAAAAUGAAUUGUGACUGUUUUGGUACAAAAUCCCACACACAGUUAUAAGUGGACUUCAGAAGAAAAUCUGAAAAAUAUAGAAUAUGGGCUCUAUUACACAAUAUCCCUAUUCCUGUACCUAAGCAGUGAGUAGGAGUCAUGAGAGAAAAGAGGCUCUCACUCCUACUAGAAUCAAGCCAAUCCAUAGCAGUGCACACACUAUCGAAUGUUCCAAUGUAAACAAACGAACCACUCUACCAGCUCUUUUAGCUUUUGGACUCCAAUCAAAGGCAAUCAGAAAUAAACCCCUGAGUACAUCAUCUUACACUCAUAAAUAAUUUUACACCAGCUCCUAGAUAUUGGCUGGUCAGGAACUGGAGAUGCACCAACUUAGAAUUUCUAGGCCAAUAACAAAAACUGAUCAACCACAGAUUUAUUAGCCUUUUUUAUUUAACAAGAAUUCCACACUGAGUGGUUUUCCAGAUCCAGAUUAAAGAGGUCCUAUUAUGCUAAUAUUCAGUGUUCGUACUUUUAUUUUAUUUUUGGUGUUUACUAAAUUAGAUCUACAUGCUUCAGUAUUCCAAAAACACAUUCUCUUGUUAACAGAAAUCUCUGUUACAGUUCCUGUGUCUUUAGGCCCUGCCUCCUGAUGAGCCCAGUGUGCUCUGAUUGAAUGCUAGAAGCUGCUAGAAUGGUUGAAAACAGUAGCAGCAUCCCUGUCUUGCGGUCUACAGACAGACCCCUCUUUCGUCACAGACUUAGAUUUCUUUACAGUGAUGGUGAUGAGCACCAGGAGUCACCAUGUCUACAACACAAAUAUAGUCAUUUUGUUUACUAUCAAAACAACCAGUGAAUAUACAGGUGUCACAAGUUUUUGUAUGUAAUAUUAAUAAUUGUAAUAAUGGUGAAAAAGUCUCUGGGGGAUACUUUGCUACUCAGUCAUGUCUAGCAUGUGCCCUCCACCAUAAAUGGUUUUGAACCAAAAACCUUCUUAGGCAUGGGGCAGCAUAUUCAUAACCAUCUCAUGUAAUAACUUUUUAUUUUUUUUUAUUUUUCCCCAAUUGUUUCCCCAAUUUAGUCAUCUCCAAUUCCACCCACUAGUUAGGACUCCCCCAAUCACACAAUACCACCAGUGUUAGGAGGGCGAAGGUUAGCACAGGCUUCCUCCAAGACAUGGGAAGUGACACAUCCUUUUGAACUGCCACUCACACAAUGUUAUUGGACAGCCAUAAAUGCUUGGAGGAAAAUGCCAACCGCCAGUUCUGUUACAGCUAACAGAUGUUUGCACUGACCAGUAUCGUGCUGAGUGACUGGGAGGGAGGUGGGCCAUCCUACCCACCCAGAGAGAGCGAGGCCAAUUGUGGUCUCUUGCACUCCUGACCAUGAAUGGCUGAACUCCUGAUGGAAUGGGUGAUCUCCUGAUGAUAGGGCCAACUCUUAGACGGUUGUGCCAUUCUGGGGUCCCACCUCAUGUAAUAACUUUCUUUGAGGGAGCUUUUGGAGAAAUUCUGGCCUGGUUCCUUUUACCACCCUAUGUGAACAAUUCUGACUCGAUCAUUUUAAGUCUUUGACAUCAAACAACUUUCAGUGAUUUUACAUGUUAAGCAUUUAAACAUGCAGACAUUGAGAAGAAACAGUAGAUUUUAGUGGAAUAACUUUCUGUGAGGGAGCUUGUAGGCUGUUUUCAGACUGCAGACAAACCAGAUUUGUUUCUCAAAUCAGAUCUUUUGAGAUGACUGUCUGUGAUGACAUUUGCAAGUGAUCAGAUCAGAUUUGUGAGUCCAGACAUCACCAACCUAUUUGUAUGGGUUGCUAUGGUAACAACGUAGACGUCGGCAACCACAUAUUGGCUGGUGACGUGGAUUUCAAACGUGGAUUCAGGAGAGAUGGGGUGCAUCAUCUCGCCCUCCAAACUCCAAAUUCUCUGGCAUAAUCUUGAAUCUUUGGUGCUCUUCCUGAAUCCCAGCACUUCUGCCACUCUGGAUUUGACAUUGUUGUUGUUUGUUAUGUUCCGAGUGACGCAAAAGACAUGUUGGAAUCCAAUCUGAUUAAACUCAGACUGAGACACUUCUGUUGAAAUCCAAAGGCAAUGGCAUUUCAAACCACCUCCAAAUGUGGUUUGGAUCUGAUGCUGUGCAUGUGGUUUUUUGCUGUCCACGCUAUGAAAUCAAUCAUGGUACAAUACCAAAAAUUAGAUUUAGACUGGCACUUUGAACAUUGCCUUGUAGACAGUAAACCCUUCAGACAUUUGUUUCCCAUCACAAUCACUGAGAACUACUCUGGCUUGGCUGGACGAUUACAUCUGAACCAUUUAGAGAUUUAGAAAAAUCGGUGGGAUUCUUCUUAAUUCCAUCUCCAGGAAGCAAGCACUGUAGAUGCUAGCUGCCUAGUGUGUAUAAACUGGUGGGAUGAUGACUUUUCAAAUGAUAAAUUAAAUUAAUAGUGUUCAGAGCUGCACCUCACCUCAACAUCGUCCAUUCUUCAAAGAUAACUUUUGUUUUUUCUUCUUAAACUGGGAAAAAAAUGUGCCAGCUCAAUGGUCAUAACUCCAAUAUUGGACCAAUAAUCGCAUUUUCUGAUGUAUCGUGCAACCCACACCCUCAACUUGGUCUUAUAACCUCUCCGUAUCUCUCUGUCUUAUUUGUUUAUUAAUAAUAAAGGCGUUAGAUGUGUCCUCUUUGAGAAGUGGGAGGUUACAGUGAUUACAGCCAGGUGUUAUUGGAGCCCUCUUGACCGGGAAAUGACGAGAAUCAGGAAAGUGAUGGAAAGAAAGUCGAGAAGGAAUAUUUUUUGAAUGCCACAUGCACACAAACACCUACAUACUCACACAUACUCAACAAACACAAACGAAACAUAUCUCUAAAGUCAUUAUUUGUACAAAAAAGUCAAAGUAAAUUAAACGAACCUUUUAAGAAGUGAACAAAAAAAAGUACUUUUGAGCGCAUUACCAAGCGAUGCUAUUAUACUAACACAGAAUAUUAGCCUAGAGAUACAAAACCGAACAAAUUACUGUUGAGUGAUCUUUAAAAAAAAAGAGAAAAUGUGAAAAAAAAAAAAAGAUUUCUUUAAAAGACACCUUGUUUUUUGUUUUGUUUUUUUAAUUAAUUAUGGUUUGGACUAUUAUGAUUGUUGUUAUUAUUAUUGCUGUUAUUAUAAUUGUAAAUUGUACACUUUUUUCUUUUUCGUUCCUCUCUAGAAAAACCCAGUCGUUCUGCUUCUUCUCCUCUCUUUUAUCCUCUUCUCCCUUUCUUGCUCUUUCUAUCAUUGUGCCAGUUUGUCUCCAGUCUCUUCCUCUUUGUCUUUCACCCAUGUGUUUUUUUUUUCCUUCCUCUUUCUUUUUUCUUUUUAUAGUCUUCACGUCGCUGUUGAUAUAGCUAACUGUGUUUCUUUAUAGGAGAAAGACACCGAGCACGACAAAAUAAAAACAUACUUCGAAGAA